This is a messenger RNA of Aspergillus glaucus CBS 516.65, 1914 nucleotides long. RefSeq lists its product as uncharacterized. Bases 1 to 1914 code for a protein of 637 amino acids. The record is from RefSeq and is a predicted model, not a curated record. The transcript is spliced from 6 exons. Gene Ontology annotation, molecular function: fatty acid synthase activity. Gene Ontology annotation, biological process: fatty acid biosynthetic process; secondary metabolite biosynthetic process. Lineage: Eukaryota; Fungi; Ascomycota; Eurotiomycetes; Eurotiales; Aspergillaceae.
AUGGCCAUGAGAUUGCCUGGGGGCGUCAGCUGCGAGAAGGAGUUUUGGGACUUUCUGGUUAACAAGCGCGAUGGCUUGUGCAAGGUCCCUGAUACCCGCUACAAAAUUGAUGCUUUUCACGACGACUCGAGGACUGGUGCAAUCCGAACACAGCACGGGUACUUCCUUGAGCAUGAUAUUGCACAGUUUGACACGGGCUUUUUUGGCAUUAGUAAGGCUGAGGCUGCGAAACUUGACCCGCAGCAAAGGCUCUUACUAGAGAUAAUCUGGGGAUGUAUGGAGAAUGGUGGACAGACAGGAUGGCGGGGAAGGAACAUUGGCUGUUAUGUUGGGGUUUUUGGUGAGGAUUGGCUGGACUUGAAGACAAAGGACACCCAAGACAAUGACAGAUACCGCGUGGUUGGAGCGGGUGACUAUGCCAUCUCCAAUCGUAUCUCCUACGAGUACGACCUUGGAGGCCCAAGCAUCACCUUUCGAACGGGCUGCUCAUCCUCCUUGUGCCAUGGCACUGGGACAACUGUUGGAGAUACAUCAGAGACAUCUGUUGUGGCCAAUAUCUUCGGAAAAGAAGGUAUUUAUAUCGGUGCGGUCAAACCAAACGUCGGGCACUCUGAAGGCGCGUCUGGAAUUACCAGUGUUAUCAAGAGUGUUUUGGCGCUAGAGAAGCUAACCAUUCCACCCAAUGUUCAUUUCCAAAGUCCCAAUCCCAACAUCCCAUUUGAAAAGGCGAGGCUGCAGCUGCCCUUAGAAGCUACCGCCUGGCCGAAAGACCGAAGCCAGAGGAUAAGCAUCAAUUCAUUUGGCAUUGGCGGAACGAAUGCUCAUAUUGAGAAUUUGCAGAAGUAUCUGGAGACAACCAAGUCAUCAUUAGGCGAUAUUGCAUACACAUUGGGUUUGAGGCGAGAACAUAUGCCACACAGGGCAUUUGCAUUCACAGAAGCGAAUGGAAAAGCCUCAUCUUUUGAGAAGACCAAGUUCUCCAAGGCACCCAUCGUUUUCGUGUUCACCGAACAAGGUGCUCAGUGGCCCGGGAUGGGCCGAGAAUUGAUCGAAAAAGUAGGAAUCUUCCAGGAAGAUAUUCGGAUGAUGGACCGCAUCUUGCAAGGAGUUACGAACGGGCCUUCGUGGUCUAUUGAAGUGGUGGGACAUUCCAGUGGAGAGAUUGCAGUUGCCUAUGCCUCGGGUGCAUUGUCUGCUGAGGUUGCAAUUCUCGUUGCAUACUUCCGUGGUCAAGCAAUGAAGACUUUCUCCUCUGAGCAUCAUGGUGGCAUGGCGGCCGUUGGUCUUGGUUCAGAAAAGGCAAGGCCUUUCUUGAAGCCGGGCGUCGUCAUCGCUUGUGACAAUAGCCCAGAAGGUGUCACGCUCUCAGGUGAUAGUGACACCCUCGGUGAAGUUCUGGAUGGCAUUCAUGCCCACGACAAUGAGAUAUUUUGUCGACAUCUCGCCGUCAAUGUUGCCUACCAUUCACACCAUAUGGUCGAAGCUGGGGAAGUGCAUGAGAAGAUGGUCCAUCCGCAUUGCGCACACAAACUAUCUAUGGCGCCAAUGUACUCUACUGUUUCAGGGACAAUUAUAUCAGAUCCCUCAAUUCUGAACGCCCGUUACCGGCGCAAGAACUUGCAGUCCCCCGUUCUUUUCAACACGGCAAUUCAACGGAUCAUUGGAGAUGACGACCAGUCAAAGCUAUUCCUGGAGAUCGGACCCCAUUCAACGCUAUCCGGUCCUAUUCGUCAGUCACUUGCGAAGGCCGAUACGAAAGACCACCGCUAUCUUCCAACCAUCAUUAGGGGCAAAGAGCCGUGGAGAAGUCUUCUGGUAACAGCUGGGAACCUAUACACUCACAGCGCACCUAUAAUCCUCCCUUCCCUCAUUGCGCAAGGCAAAGUCUUGACAGAACUUCCCCCAUAUACCUGA